Lagenorhynchus albirostris (white-beaked dolphin) is the source of this 1379-nucleotide messenger RNA. It is a transcript of the gene MED22, whose product is annotated as mediator complex subunit 22. The transcript is spliced from 5 exons. The coding region runs from base 186 to 788 and encodes 200 amino acids. Gene Ontology annotation, biological process: regulation of transcription by RNA polymerase II. Gene Ontology annotation, cellular component: mediator complex. The record is from RefSeq and is a predicted model, not a curated record. Gene Ontology annotation, molecular function: transcription coregulator activity. Lineage: Eukaryota; Metazoa; Chordata; Mammalia; Artiodactyla; Delphinidae.
UUCGGAUUUAAAGCGACAGAACUUUCUCCCGCUCGGCGGGCGGGGCCUAGAGCCGGACGACGCGUCUGAGCUGCUUGGAAAGGGGCGCGGAGAGGCGCCGGGGAGCCGGGACUUCUCCGGAGGGGCGCGCGCUCGUCCCCAGCCCGCCCUGCCCAGGUGCCCCCUGCCGUGCCCGAGGCCCCGCCAUGGCCCAGCAGAGAGCCCUGCCGCAAAGCAAGGAGACGCUGCUGCAGUCUUACAACAAGCGGCUCAAGGAUGAUGUCAAGUCCAUCAUGGACAACUUCACCGAGAUCAUCAAGACCGCCAAGAUUGAGGACGAGACGCAGGUGUCAAGGGCCACUCAGGGCGAACAAGAUAAUUACGAGAUGCACGUGCGAGCCGCCAACAUCGUCCGAGCCGGCGAGUCCCUGAUGAAGCUGGUGUCCGACCUCAAGCAGUUCCUCAUCCUCAACGACUUCCCGUCGGUGAAUGAGGCCAUCGACGAGCGCAGCCAGCAGCUGCGAGCUCUGCAGGAGGAGUGUGACCGGAAGCUCAUCGCCCUGCGGGAUGAGGUCUCCACAGACCUCUACGAGCUGGAGGAGGAGUAUUACUCGUCCAGCUCAAGUCUUUGCGAAGCUAAUGAUCUGCCUCUGUGUGAAGCUUACUGGAGGCUGGACCUCGACAGAGACUCCGCCGACGGCCUCUCAGUCCCUCUGCCGGCGUCCCCGGAGCCCAGUGCUGGCCCCCUGCAGGCUGCAGCCCCUGCCCACUCCCACGCCGGUGGCCCCGGCCCCGCAGAGCACGCCUGAGCCUCCCAGGGCUCCUCUCCCCGGGCCCCUAGACCUUAGGAAUGAAGUGCAGUGUUCCCCUCUAGGCCCACCACAGCCUCAGCUCCCUUCAGCCUUGGGGCCCACUUGGGGAGCCGCCGUGGCCUCUUUCGGAACCGUGUCAGCCCAGGGACAGCCCACCGAGGGGUGUUGGGGGAAAGCAAAUACCCCCAGCCAUGCCGGGGGGCCCAUCCUUACUCUUGUCGUCACCUUAUUUGCUACUUUCCUGGCUGGCUGGAAGGAAGUUUCCAGGAUAGUUUGUCCCGUUGAGGACUAACGGCGGGGCAGGGAGGAUGCCCAGCCUUGGGAGACCUGACCUGAGCGUGGUGUUUACAAUGGAGGACGCAAGUGCUCAGAGUGAACAGUACUAGCCAAGGCCAGGCCCCCAUGCAGAGCUCUGCCCGCUACCUUGCCCUGAGGCUCCCUGCGCUAGCUGACUGCCCCUGCAGGGCUGUGGGGAAAGGGGGCUGCCCACUCUUGCAUAAGUCAGGCAGGGUCCUUCCUAAUUCCGCUGCUGCACACGUUUUGGUUCUUUUUGUGAUGAGACUGUUGAAUAAAACCAGCUCCACCCUU